Molecule: messenger RNA, 438 nt
Organism: Phytophthora nicotianae INRA-310
Lineage: Eukaryota; Oomycota; Peronosporomycetes; Peronosporales; Peronosporaceae
Exons: 2
Coding region: 1-438 (145 amino acids)
Biological process (GO): pectin catabolic process
Cellular component (GO): extracellular region
Molecular function (GO): pectate lyase activity
Source: RefSeq, a predicted model, not a curated record
AUGACCACGACUGCACCAUUGAGAACCAUCAAGGGCGGGACCGCCUCUAGUGUGACCACCGUCACGAACUGCGGCGCUCGCUAUGCCUCGGACAAGGUGGUCCAGCACAACGGAUACGGCACCGUCAAGAUCGACGGCUUUUUCGCCCAGGAGUUCGGCAAGCUGUACCGUUCGUGCGGCACGUGUGGUGACAUUCCCCGUACUGUGACGGUGGACAACGUGUACGCCAUCGAUCCGCUGGUGAGUGUCAUUACCGUGAACAAGAACUAUGGCGACCAGGCCAAGCUGAGUAACAUCCACGUGAAGACGACGAACGGCAACAACGAUGUGAAGGUGUGUCAGUGGUCGCAGGGCGGCAGUUCGCCGUCGAACCUGGGCGACGGUCCGUCGGGUACGCUGUGCCAGUACUCGGAGAGCGAUGUCCACAUCAACGAGUAA